AUGUCUCCGUUAUACAGCUUCAUAUCCAGCGGACAGGGAUCCCAGGAAUACGUCUUCGGAGGCAUUUGCGCGGACCGCCUCGACCCCCGCUAUUUACAUGCUACACUUCGAGAAUGGGCGAUCAUCGUCUUACUUCCGUCGCCGUCCCUUGACGUCGGAGGUCCGGUGGGGUGCCCGGUCCCGCUUCGGCUGCGGCGUCAGCCCCCUUUCACACAAGCCAUCGCAUGGGUGCAGGUCGGGCCGGGCAGAGUUCGGUCAUUUCGCCCUCUGCCGAUAGUGAUUACCUACGAGUUGGAAGCUCACUCAAUGCCACAAUGGUCUCAGGUGGAUAUUCGACGGAGAACCGUCGCCGGUCGUGGGGAAACGCAGGAACUCACUCAGCUCGUGUAG
Peronospora belbahrii is the source of this 390-nucleotide messenger RNA. Lineage: Eukaryota; Oomycota; Peronosporomycetes; Peronosporales; Peronosporaceae. The record is from the annotation of a GenBank genome assembly.